This is a messenger RNA of Calliphora vicina (urban bluebottle blowfly), 1620 nucleotides long. It is a transcript of the gene TMEM216, whose product is annotated as Transmembrane protein 216. Gene Ontology annotation, cellular component: ciliary transition zone. The coding region runs from base 765 to 1175 and encodes 136 amino acids. Gene Ontology annotation, biological process: non-motile cilium assembly. Lineage: Eukaryota; Metazoa; Arthropoda; Insecta; Diptera; Calliphoridae. The transcript is spliced from 2 exons. The record is from RefSeq and is a predicted model, not a curated record.
AACAUACAUGCGAAAAAUAAUACAAAUUCCUAAUAAUAUCCCACUAAUAAUUAAAAUACUAACUACUAAAAUGAAAUGUACGACGUAAUAAUACAUUAUAACUAUUAUUACUUAUAUUAUUUAGCUUUUCCUUUCAACAGAAACAACAAGUAAAAAGACGGUAAUAACCACAACAACAACAACUACAACAAAAAAAGAGCAAAACUAAAUAAAAUCUACUAACAUUUUUAAGCGCCAUUUCUUGUAUUACCACCCAUUGUUGCUUAAAUGCGGUCCUACAGAACACUUCACGCCUAAACUUAAAUAGCCUUGUAUGGGCGCCAAAACUCCCUAAGGAUAUUUUAACAACGUAUUUUUUUUUUGUUUGUAACAAUAUCACACAGACAGACAGACAUACUCCUUCCUAUACACAUGUAAAGGCAUAAAAUCGAGCAGGACAAAGAGAACAACAGAAGCAGCAGUCGCAACAUUAAGUAUUGUCUAUGGACCUUUUAACUACUCGUACAGUGUGUUCAACCUAAAUUCUUUAAACACUCCUUUUAUAGAAUUAAAUUGCAUUAAAUAUAGAAGCAGAGCCAGCAACACACACACAACACAACACAACCCAUAAUAAAAAGAAAUAUAUCCUUUUGAAAAGUUUAUACUCCAUCAUAAAAGAGAAACAAAAAAAACUGCAAAAAUAAAGUCUUUAAAACGGUGACAAUAUCCGAUUUCUUUAGCUGCUCUUCUUCCCUGCUUCCGGUGGCCAAGUGAAGAAGAAAAACAUGAAUGCCAGUCUUAUGUAUGAGAUUCUCAUGUAUUUAAAUUCAUUCUACUUCGGCCUUUAUGCCGCUUUCAAGGUGUGCAUUAGUGUGUUGAAGCCCAUAUAUUUGCAAUAUGCUGAGAAUGUUUUGACACGGGAGGCGAGUAUUUUACUGGCCUUGUGCAUUUUGGAAACGAUACGCAUCAUAUUGGGUCGACGGAGUAGUUUAAGUGAUCGUGCUUGGCAAGCGAUAGCAUCUGUAAUAUUAACACUGCCCAGUCUUGCUAUUGUUAUUUAUUUAUGUUGUUUUCAAACCUAUGUUCUCAAACUUGAAAUUAUUAUGAGUGCCUUAAUGAUAGCCCUACAAGGUGCUGAACUAGUGUUUGCCUGUAUAUUUAUUUGUACCAUGUGUCGUCCGGUCACAUAUACCUAGCAGUUGAUUAUUUUAACCUCACCAACAUCAACAGCAGCAACAUUAUCGCCAUCAUUAUUAUCAUCAUCACCAUCUGAAAUUUUAUCAUCGCCAUUACCAAUUACCGAGGACUACUUCGUCUCCUACAUCAUCGUUAUCAUCUACUUCCUGGAACAACAACAAUCGAAACUGCUACGUAAAUGCCGUCACAACAACUGCAACAAAUACUACAACUACUACUACUAUUACAUCGUUAACAUUUGUAAUAUAACCGUUAUAAAUAAUAGCAACAACAAAAAUAAUAACAGCAGCAGCAACAACAACAACAACAUCUACAAUAAUAACUACAACAAUCCAUAUAUAAAUAAUGAACCUUUUAAAAUCAACAACAACAACAAAUACAACUCCGACUAUAAUAAAAAUCGAAUCACAUUUAAUAGAAGCGACAAGCCACGAAGUUGAAGUU